Pristis pectinata (smalltooth sawfish) is the source of this 2018-nucleotide messenger RNA. RefSeq names its product POP7 homolog, ribonuclease P/MRP subunit (gene pop7). Gene Ontology annotation, biological process: tRNA 5'-leader removal. The record is from RefSeq and is a predicted model, not a curated record. NCBI's taxonomy places the organism in Eukaryota, Metazoa, Chordata, Chondrichthyes, Rhinopristiformes, Pristidae. Gene Ontology annotation, molecular function: nucleic acid binding. Bases 152 to 610 code for a protein of 152 amino acids. The transcript is spliced from 2 exons. Gene Ontology annotation, cellular component: nucleus; ribonuclease MRP complex; nucleolar ribonuclease P complex.
CACGCGCGUUGUGCGGCAGGAGGGACGGAGGAGAUCGGCCGGCGGCAGCGCGGGCCCGGCCGGUGUGUGAGGGAACGAACACAUUCCCUUCGCCUCCGACGCGUCUCCGGCGGCUGCUGGUCUGCAGAAGGCAUCACUGGUCUCCGCAGCCAUGGCGGACCGAGCCACGGGGGCGCCGCUCCUGGGGCCGGUGUCGGAAAGUGCGGGGGAAAUGGACCCGGUGGAGUACACCCUCCGCAGGCGCCUUCCUCACAAGCUGCCCAGGCGCAAGAACGACAUCUACAUCAACAUGAAGACCGACUUCAAGGCGCAGCUGGGGCGUUGCCAGAAGAUGCUGGAGAGCGGCAGCUUCAGCGAGAUCUGUAUCCACGGCCUGGGUCUGGCCAUCAACCGUGCCAUCAACAUUGCCCUGCAGCUGCAGGCCGCCAGCUUUGGGGCGUUGCAGAUUGCGGCCAACACCUCCACCGUCGAGCUGGUCGAUGAUCUGGAGCCUGAGCUGGACGAGGGCGAGGGCAUGACUCGCACCAGGAACAACUCCGCCAUUCACAUCAGGGUCUUCCUGGUACUCCCCAAGGGUGAACAAGCUGAGGCGAUUAACCCCUGCAACUGAGGGGCGCAUGGCUUUCUCUCCCUCCAACUACCCUUUGAAUUCAUUCAGGACCAGCCCAGUGUGUGCUGGGUGUGACCAGACUGACUCUUGCUUGUUUUUGUGGUGUUUUCACUUCAAAUUACUUUCAAUUCCGAAAGUACAAUACGGUGUUGUUUACCAUGAGUGAAUCAUUAAAAGUAUUUUUUUUGUCUUAAGUAACUUAUGACAUUGGAACAAGGAGAAGCUACUUAAUCCCUUGAACCGCAUGUGCACGUUCAUUGCUUCUCUGUGACCUCUUUCCACUUACCCGGGUAUUUUUCCCCUCUAUCCUUGGUUAACAAAGAUCUUCUAGUCUUAGGUUUAAAAUUACCCAUUGGUCCUCUCAUCGUUUGCCACUUGCAGAGGUAAAUUAUAAACUUUUACCUCCUCCUGUGGUAUCAGACCUCAUUGCCGGCACCUCUGGUAUGGCCUCUUGUGGAAUUUUCACCUUCUCCCUCUCCCCAAAGACGUGCUGGUCUGUAGGUUGAUUGGCUGCUUUAAAUUGCUGCUUGUGUUCAGGUGAGUGGUUGAUGGGGAUAUGGGGAGAAUAACAUUUAUGUAGGAUUAAUGUAAAUCAGCGGUCAGCAUGGAUUUGGUGGGCUGAAGGGCCUGUUGCCGUACUCUGACUCCAUGACUAUCUCACCCUCACACAGAUCUAAACCCAACUGGUAGCUGUAAUUUUUCUUCUGUUUGGUCUUUAAGUUCCUCUUACUAGCUUGCAGUUUUUCAGUCAAAUCAUUUCCUAACCCAACUUGAUUCUGGAAAAUUCAGUCCUCAUCCCUGUAGACUAACUGUUAGAUGUAGGUGUGGUUCUGCAGAGAAAUUUUCACGAGGAAAGUGUUUGCAUUUGUUUUUGCCUUGUACAGCUGUUUUAUUGGUCCAGUGGUUGGUGGUGUUGUCAAUAUCCUUUAAUCUUCAGCCGCCUCCUCUUCCGCUCUAGGCUUAGGUCAGGUUUAAUUAUGCUCUUUCUAUACACUUGGCUCAGCUACUAUCACUUUCUGCUAAGAAUGAAGGUUACGAAUUUAGCUUCAAAGAAAUGAGUCAUCCACAUCGCUGUAUUCCUGCGGAGUGCUGCACUGCUGAUGGUGCAGGGUUCAAACAGAUGCCCUGACUGCCCUCUGUAAAGUAAACCACAGCUAAAAAGGAACAGGGGAUUUGUCUUUAAUUAAUGCCAGUAAAACAGAUCUAGUCAUUUAUCUUGCGGUUUGUCAGAGCUUUGUGUGCACAAUUCCAAACAUUAGAUGUACUGCUUCAAAAUGUUCUGAGAGGUUGCAAAAGAUGCUCUGAAAUAGAGUAUCUUUCUGUGCUAUAUCACUCUGAAUACAUCCUGUUUGUGAUUGCAGUAUGACUUUUUAAUAUUGCAGCUGAUAAAACUACUGGCUUCAUACUC